Pan troglodytes (chimpanzee) is the source of this 5324-nucleotide messenger RNA. It is a transcript of the gene CDH16, whose product is annotated as cadherin 16. Gene Ontology annotation, cellular component: plasma membrane. The transcript is spliced from 18 exons. The record is from RefSeq and is a predicted model, not a curated record. Gene Ontology annotation, molecular function: calcium ion binding. Gene Ontology annotation, biological process: homophilic cell-cell adhesion. Lineage: Eukaryota; Metazoa; Chordata; Mammalia; Primates; Hominidae. The coding region runs from base 2565 to 5054 and encodes 829 amino acids.
GCCCCACCCUAGUGUGUGGCCAUGAUGUGUUAAUGUGAGGGUCCAGAUAUAGCCAGCUGGGAUGGGCAUCGGGUCUGGUUAGAGGUUCAAGGAGCAGGAGACACAAACCCCUCCCAGUCCCUGUUAUCCAGAUUCUUCUCUUUCUGCACUGGGGCCUGGCGUUGCCCAACUGAUUGAGGGUUCAAUCACUUCACUGUCCAUAAAGGGAAACAGGCUGCUCAAGGGAGCACAUUCUGCCCUGGGUCUCACGACCAGGCAGGAACCCUGCGUCUCGCGACCGGGCAGGAACCCUGGGUCUCGCGACCGGGCAGGAUCUGGCUCCACAGCUGGUAUUUCUGCCCUGUUCCCUCUUGAGGGGCUGGAAUCAGCCGAGGUUGGGGAUAGAGACCUCCGAGGGGUGGUUUGUGAAGGCACACACAGCUCCACAUGGCUCCUCCACCACUUCACUGGGGUUGAGCUACCGAGGAGGCCCUCACUGUUCUCUCUACCAUGAGUAUCCAGGCCAGAACAUUCCAUGCUCAGCAUUGGCUAUUUCAGUUUUGGUGGGAACAGCUGCCGGGAGCCCGCCCUGCCUGGAAUGAGAGGUCUUGCAUUUGUAUAGGAAGGUGUACUCGUGCUUAUGUUUAGGGAUGCACCUGUCUCCCUGCCCACCCAUGCCCAUGGCUCCCUCACCCUCGGCACAAGUGCUGCUAAGAGUUUUUAUCUACAUGGUCUCAGGAAAAACCAUCCCCAUCUGGUGCUGGGUGGGAAGUGGCUGAGUGGGGACUGGUAUACAGGUCUGCCCAUCUCCAAAGCCUGGAGGCAGCCUGGGGCGAGGUUGGGGGGGGCAGUUUCUAAGAAGGUUCUGGGCCAAGGUCCAUACAUUCCUUCCUUAGUUCAAUUUAUUCAUUCCACAGACUCCAGGGAGCCCUGGCAACCUGGUUAGAAUCCUGAUUGCAGCUUGUUGAAUGGCAGGAGGAGGCUUGAGGGCUGCCCCUCCAUGUACAGGGGAGCGCUGAGAUUCACCCACGUGCUCCCCAGGGCAGAGGUAACUGCUCAGAGCUGUUGCUGCUCUGCCCCUCCUCCCCCACAUACUUCAAGGAAUGCAGAAGGCAUGGUAUUUUCAGAUCAAGUGAGGGUCCCCAGGCCUUCCUGGCUCUGUCACUUAUUGACUGUGUGACCCUAGGCAAACCACUCAGCUUCUCUGUACCCCAGCAUGUGCCCAAUGCCCCUUCAGAACGCAGUAUGUGGCAUAAUGAAGGUAUGUGCUCAGAGCAGUGCUGGGCACGGAGCAGGAGCUUAACACGUGUGAAACCCCCUUCAACCUCCCCACACUGCACUGCUCCAGGCUGGGUGCCAGAGUGACCCUGAAACAGGCACUCAGCUUGUGACAAGGCUGGGGGCAGCUGGGGGUAGCUUCUGGCCUGAGAGAGACUAAUCAGAUGUACAGUGGGAAGGACUUCGUGGGGACCAUGGGAAGCUCCAAGGCUGGAGAGGGACUGGAGACCUUCUUCCCACCCUCUCCCCUCGUUUCAGACUCCCAGGCCCCAGAAGCAUCUCCUGGCUCUGCUUGGCUGCCCUCAUUGCGGGGAGAGCCCCUGUUCAGCCCUGCAACUCCCUCAAGGUCACCUGAGCCAGUUUAAUCUUCUUAGAGGCAUGAGACUGCCCACUGUCUCAGCCCUGUCACUGUUGAGUGGCCAGUGUAAGGACUUCGGGAGCUCAUAGGCUGCUGCACUCCCCCACCACAGGUCCCCCUGGGAGUGGUCUGGAGCCCCAAUACCCACUUCCACUCAUGUACUGCUCACCCAUCCUUUGCAACCUCCAGCUCCUUGUCUUAGUUCCACAAGCCAUGGGGAGCUGCCAGGGCAGAAUGAGAGCCAGGUCAUUCCUGAGUCCCUGAGUUCUGCUCUCAAAGGGCUCCCAGUCUAAUGGAAGGGGCAGACAAUGACAAGCUGGUGUCCUCUGUGUAUUAAUAGAGAUAGCACAUGGCAUGGCAUGAGGGGGAGGGGCAUUCCCAGAGGAGGCUCCUGAACAAGCCUGGGAACAUAGGGGAAGUUUCCUGGAAAAAGGAAUAUUUGAGCUGAGCACUGAAGCAUGAGCAGGUGCUUACCACACAGAUGAAUGAGUGGGAAGGGUGUUCCAUGCAAAAGGAACAGAGUGUGCAAAGGUGUGGCUGCAGACACUGGAGCCUGGGAGAUAAGUGAGACCAAGUCUGGAGCCACAGAAAAAGUAAUGUCCAGACCCAGAGGGCCAAGGAAUACCUCCUGGGCUGUGCUGGGGUCGAGGGAGUGCCAGGCCAACCAUCUCCCCACCUCCUGGAGCUGGCAGUCACGGAUGCUGAGCAGCUCCUAGCUUUCCAAAGUCAAUGAGUAACUUGGGGGGUUGGGCGGGGCCAGGCCUGCUGCUGUGGGCCCAGUGGCCUUUUCCACUCCUGAGCAAGCGUGGCUGAACCCUCCUACCUGCUCAAGUGCCCUGCCUUGCCCCACCCAGCCCAGCCUGGCCAGAGCCCCCUGGAGAAGGAGCUCUCUUGCUUGGCAGCUGGACCAAGGGAGCCAGUCUUGGGCGCUGGAGGGCCUGUCCUGACCAUGGUCCCUGCCUGGCUGUGGCUGCUUUGUGUCUCCGUCCCCCAGGCUCUCCCCAAGGCCCAGCCUGCAGAGCUGUCUGUGGAAGUUCCAGAAAACUAUGGUGGAAAUUUCCCUUUAUACCUGACCAAGUUGCCGCUGCCCCGUGAGGGGGCUGAAGGCCAGAUCGUGCUGUCAGGGGACUCAGGCAAGGCAGCUGAGGGCCCAUUUGCUAUGGAUCCAGAUUCUGGCUUCCUGCUGGUGACCAGGGCCCUGGACCGAGAGGAGCAGGCAGAGUACCAGCUACAGGUCACCCUGGAGAUGCAGGAUGGACAUGUCUUGUGGGGUCCACAGCCUGUGCUUGUGCAUGUGAAGGAUGAGAAUGACCAGGUGCCCCAUUUCUCUCAAGCCAUCUACAGAGCUCGGCUGAGCCGGGGUACCAGGCCUGGCAUCCCCUUCCUCUUCCUUGAGGCUUCAGACCGGGAUGAGCCAGGCACAGCCAACUCGGAUCUUCGAUUCCACAUCCUGAGCCAGGCUCCAGCCCAGCCUUCCCCAGACAUGUUCCAGCUGGAGCCUCGGCUGGGGGCUCUGGCCCUCAGCCCCAGGGGGAGCACCAGCCUUGACCACGCCCUGGAGAGGACCUACCAGCUGUUGGUACAGGUCAAGGACAUGGGUGACCAGGCCUCAGGCCACCAGGCCACUGCCACCGUGGAAGUCUCCAUCAUAGAGAGCACCUGGGUGCCCAUAGAGCCUAUCCACCUGGCAGAGAAUCUCAAAGUCCUGUACCCGCACCACAUGGCCCAGGUACACUGGAGUGGGGGUGAUGUGCACUAUCACCUGGAGAGCCAUCCCCCGGGACCCUUUGAAGUGAAUGCAGAGGGAAACCUCUACAUGACCAGAGAGCUGGACAGAGAAGCCCAGGCUGAGUACCUGCUCCAGGUGCGGGCUCAGAAUUCCCAUGGCGAGGACUAUGCGGCCCCUCUGGAGCUGCACGUGCUGGUGAUGGAUGAGAAUGACAACGUGCCUAUCUGCUCUCCCCGUGACCCCGCAGUCAGCAUCCCUGAGCUCAGUCCACCAGGUACUGAAGUGACUAGACUGUCAGCAGAGGAUGCAGAUGCCCCCGGCUCCCCCAAUUCCCACAUUGUGUAUCAGCUCCUGAGCCCUGAGCCUGAGGAUGGGGUAGAGGGGAGAGCCUUCCAGGUGGACCCCACUUCAGGCGGUGUGACACUGGGAGUGCUCCCACUCCGAGCAGGCCAGAACAUCCUGCUUCUGGUGCUGGCCAUGGACCUGGCAGGCGCAGAGGGUGGCUUCAGCAGCACGUGUGAGGUCGAAGUCGCAGUCACAGAUAUCAAUGAUCACGCCCCUGAGUUCAUCACUUCCCAGAUUGGGCCUAUAAGCCUCCCUGAGGAUGUGGAGCCCGGGACUCUGGUGGCCAUGCUAACAGCCACUGAUGCUGACCUCGAGCCCACCUUCCGCCUCAUGGAUUUUGCCAUUGAGAGGGGAGACACAGAAGGGACCUUUGGCCUGGAUUGGGAGCCAGACUCUGGGCAUGUUAGACUCAGACUCUGCAAGAACCUCAGUUAUGAGGCAGCUCCAAGUCAUGAGGUGGUGGUGGUGGUGCGGAGUGUGGUGAAGCUGGUGGGGCCAGGCCCAGGCCCUGGAGCCACAGCCACAGUGACUGUGCUGGUGGAGAGAGUGAUGCCACCCCCCAAGUUGGACCAGGAGAGCUACGAGGCCAGUGUUCCUAUCAGUGCCCCAGCCGGCUCUUUCCUGCUGACCAUCCAGCCCUCCGACCCCAUCAGCCGAACCCUCAGGUUCUCCCUAGUCAAUGACUCAGAGGGCUGGCUCUGCAUUGAGAAGUUCACCGGGGAGGUGCACACCGCCCAGUCCCUGCAGGGCGCCCAGCCUGGGGACACCUACACUGUGCUUGUGGAGGCCCAGGAUACAGAUGAGCCGAGACUGAGCGCUUCUGCACCCCUGGUGAUCCACUUCCUAAAGGCCCCUCCUGCCCCAGCCCUGACUCCUGCCCCUGUGCCCUCCCAAUACCUCUGCACACCCCGCCAAGACCAUGGCUUGAUCGUGAGUGGACCCAGCAAGGACCCCGAUCUGGCCAGUGGGCACGGUCCCUACAGCUUCACCCUUGGUCCCAACCCCACGGUGCAACGGGAUUGGCGCCUCCAGACUCUCAAUGGUUCCCAUGCUUACCUCACCUUGGCCCUGCAUUGGGUGGAGCCACGUGAACACAUAAUCCCUGUGGUGGUCAGCCACAAUGCCCAGAUGUGGCAGCUCCUGGUUCGAGUGAUCGUGUGUCGCUGCAACGUGGAGGGGCAGUGCAUGCGCAAGGUGGGCCGCAUGAAGGGCAUGCCCACGAAGCUGUCGGCAGUGGGCAUCCUUGUAGGCACCCUGGUAGCAAUAGGAAUCUUCCUCAUCCUCAUUUUCACCCACUGGACCAUGUCAAGGAAGAAGGACCCAGAUCAACCAGCAGACAGCGUGCCCCUGAAGGCGACCGUCUGAAUGGCCCAGGCAGCUCUAGCUGGGAGCUUGGCCUCUGGCUCCAUCUGAGUCCCCUGGGAGAGAGCCUGGCACCCGAGAUCCAGCAGGGGACAGGACAGAGUAGAAGCCCCUCCAUCUGCCCUGGGGUGGAGGCACCAUCACCAUCACCAGGCAUGUCUGCAGAGCCUGGACACCGACUUUAUGGACUGCCCAUGGGAGUGCUCCAAAUGUCAGGAUGUUUGCCCAAUAAUAAAGCCCCAGAGAACUGGGCUGGGCCCUAUGGGAUUGGUA